AUGACGACUUCGCUGGUCCUGCAUCCACGCUGGGCGGACACCUUGAUGUACGUGUAUGAAAAAAGCCCGAAUGAAAAUAAUCAGAAUAAAAGCCAAGCCAUGGAGGGACUGAGCGGGAAUUGCCCUGCGACUCACUGCAGGGAUCUGAUCUCGCACCCAGCGCUGGGGCGGCAUUCUGGCAGCAUAGCGACACACCAGGGCUCUGUGUACUCGGAUAUAUCCUCAUCAGACGCCGGUCGACAGUGCCCCGCUCCCCAGACUUCAUCGAGCGCUUCCCUGGGCUACGGUUACCCGUUUGGGAGCCCUUAUUACGGGUGCAGGUUGUCUCACUCGCACAACGUGAACUUGCAGCAGAAACCUUGUUCCUACCACCCUGCAGAGAAAUACGCCGAACCCAACAGCGCGUUACCCACGGAAGAACUGUCCAGCAGGGCUAAAGAGUUUGCCUUUUAUCCCAGUUUCGCCAGUUCUUACCAGGCUGUCCCGGGUUAUCUAGACGUGUCAGUUGUUCCCAGUAUUAGUGCACACCCCGAGCCGCGGCACGACGCAUUGAUUCCUAUGGAAGGCUACCAGCAUUGGGCUCUCUCUAAUGGCUGGGAUGGGCAGGUGUACUGCUCCAAGGAGCAAACACAGUCAACUCAUCUCUGGAAGUCGCCAUUCCCAGAUGUAGUUCCUCUCCAACCCGAAGUGAGCAGUUACCGUCGCGGCCGGAAAAAGCGAGUCCCAUACACAAAGAUCCAGCUGAAGGAGCUGGAGAAAGAGUACGCCGCCAGCAAGUUCAUCACCAAAGACAAGAGAAGGCGCAUCUCCGCCACAACCAACCUCUCGGAACGCCAGGUGACCAUCUGGUUCCAGAAUCGACGGGUGAAGGAAAAGAAAUUCAUCAGCAAAUCCAAGACCAGUGCGCACAUGCACACCACCUGA
Messenger RNA from Megalops cyprinoides (Indo-Pacific tarpon), 924 nucleotides. It is a transcript of the gene hoxc13a, whose product is annotated as homeobox C13a. The transcript has 2 exons. Gene Ontology annotation, biological process: regulation of transcription by RNA polymerase II. Gene Ontology annotation, molecular function: RNA polymerase II cis-regulatory region sequence-specific DNA binding; DNA-binding transcription factor activity, RNA polymerase II-specific. The record is from RefSeq and is a predicted model, not a curated record. NCBI's taxonomy places the organism in Eukaryota, Metazoa, Chordata, Actinopteri, Elopiformes, Megalopidae. The coding region runs from base 1 to 924 and encodes 307 amino acids.